AUGAAUGUACAGUCAUUCUACUCGCCUGAUGAUUUAACACAACCAGAGCCUGGAAUAUUUAUCGACGACAAAAUCAUAUUAUUUGAUAGUUUUGAUGUUAGCAUUAACAAGACCAAUGCUUUUUCCUUAGAUCUUUCUAAAGACAACCGUUCGUUAAUAUAUGCUUUUGGUGGAUUAAUUCCGACCAAUGAAAGUAAUUGGGAUCGAGGAAAUUUUGUAAACGACUUUUAUCAAAUUGAUGUAACGUCCUAUCCAAUUUCAAUUUCGCCUGUUACAUUCAGAGGUACUUUACCAAGCGUACGCGCCACUUUAAGUUCGAUUUUUGAUGACAAAGGAAAACUUUAUAUCUGGGGUGGAAAAACUCUUUCUGCAACAGAUCAAGCCAUGUACAUAUUUGACACAUUUGAUGCAACAUGGAGCCGAACGCUUCCUUCUUAUGUUCCUGUACAAAGAUAUUUUUAUUCAGUGACUUAUAGGGAUGGCAAAAUUUACUACAUUGGUUGCACUUUUUCGAAUAACACUAUAUGUGUCGAUAUACGCGAGAUUUUGAUAUAUGAUACUCUCAAUACAAAUAAUCCAUGGACUAUAAGAAAAGCGACAACUAAUGGAUAUAUAAAUAACCGUUAUCUUCACUCAGCCGUUCUAGCGUCCGAUAAUCAAAGCAUAAUUCUAUAUGGUGGUUCAUUAUCGAAUUCUUCAGGCAUUCCAAGUGAUUAUUUGAUCACUUUAAAUUUGCAAACAUUUGAAUUCUCAGAGUUUGAUACUAGAAACAUGCCUAGCACUGAUGAUGUGUCGACAAACGUCUAUCAAGAUAAAACGACGGCGUGUGCCAAUUUGGGGUUCGAACUUACCAUAAAAGUUCAGUUUAAUAUGGACUACAAUUUUAAUUACAUUCAAUUAUUAUGUUCUAUAUUGUAG
Ambispora gerdemannii is the source of this 918-nucleotide messenger RNA. NCBI's taxonomy places the organism in Eukaryota, Fungi, Glomeromycota, Glomeromycetes, Archaeosporales, Ambisporaceae. The record is from the annotation of a GenBank genome assembly.